UAUAUUGAUUAUAGAAAAAUAUGCUUGAAAUACUUUUUUCUUAAUUAAUCCUUUUAUAUAAUAUCAUAUUGUGCCUUCCCAUAUUUCAUUUCUAUAAAAUAGCACCUUGUCUUGUGGUGGUUCUGUUUCUUUCUCGUGGUAGAAUUUGUACGACUGUAGAUAAUUGCCCUUAUUCAAAAGCAUAUUCAGUAGGAGUAGUUUCGUAUUUGUAAACAUCGAAUAGAGUUCAACAUGACCGGUGCAACUACUACAGAAAAGUCAAGUAAUAAUCCUUUAGAACAGUUCGUUCUACUUGCAAAAACUGCUAAAGGCGCAGCUGCACUAGAACUUAUAAGACAAGCUGUAGAAACACCAGGAGUUCAUGUCUUUGGAGAGUUAUUAGAUAUGCCCAAUAUUAAAGAAUUAGCAAAUGGACCAUACGUUCAAUAUUGGAACACAUUGAAUUUGUUUGCUUACGGCACAUACAAAGAGUACUUGGAAAAUAAAGAAAAGGUUCUAGAAUUAACUCCAGUUCAAAAGAAAAAGCUCCAGCAUUUAACAAUUGUUACAUUAGCCACAAAGUCUAGAUGUAUACCGUAUUCUACAUUGUUGGAGGAGCUGGAUAUAAAAAAUGUUAGAGAUUUAGAAGAUUUAAUAAUUGAAGCCAUUUAUGCAGACAUAAUACAUGGUAAAUUAGAUCAAAAGAAUUCACAAUUAGAGGUAGAUUAUGCCGGUUUAGGGCGUGAUGUUAGACCUGGCGAUACAGGUGUGGUGGCUGAAACUUUAGCUGCUUGGGGUCAAGCUUGUGGCUCUGUAUUAGCGUGUAUCGAGGAACAAGUUACGAUAGCCAACGUUGAAAAGCAGGCAGCUAUUUAUCACAAGGAGACUGUACAGAGAGAUAUUGCCAAUAUAAAAAAGUCCCUCGCCGCGCAUGCUGGAGGAGGUGGUGCACAGGAGGCAGACAUAGCAGGCGGCAGUUCAGGAGCAGGUGGAAGUGAAUCUGGCAGAGAAGCAUUAUCAGUACCACCAGACCCAAAGAAGAAGCAACAAAAGGUCAAAGGUAUUAAAGGCAGUGGAUCUACUAACCCGGUAAAGCACCACGAACUGAGUGAUGAGCCAAAUUGAGAAGUUCAACUUUAGGUGAAACCUCGUGGCAUAUCACCAUCUCGAUCGGAUUCUGUCUGUCUGUCUGUGUCUGUCUGUCUCUCUGUCUGUCUACACCGCUAACAGCGCAUCGUUUUUUCUCUGUAAAGCUUUUUUUUGUACUUUUUGAGAAAUAAAACAGAUUUUACAAACAU
Molecule: messenger RNA, 1277 nt
Organism: Megachile rotundata (alfalfa leafcutting bee)
Lineage: Eukaryota; Metazoa; Arthropoda; Insecta; Hymenoptera; Megachilidae
Gene: CSN7
Product: COP9 signalosome subunit 7
Biological process (GO): COP9 signalosome assembly
Cellular component (GO): COP9 signalosome
Source: RefSeq, a predicted model, not a curated record